AUGGCUCUUUCUUCCUCAUUCUUCUUCUUCUUCGUUUUUCUCUUCACAUUCUCUCCUCUUCCUGUUUCUGCAACCGACCACAUCGUAGGUGCCAACCGUGGCUGGAACCCUGGCAUGAACUACACUCUUUGGGCCAAUAACCACACUUUCUAUGUCGGCGACUUCAUCUCGUUUAGGUAUCAGAAGAAUCAGUACAAUGUGUUUCAAGUGAACCAAACUGGUUAUGACAACUGCACCUUAGACAGUGCUGUUGGAAAUUGGUCUAGUGGGAAAGAUUUCAUAUUACUGAAUAAGACUAUCAGAUAUUACUUCAUUUGUGGUAAUGGCCAAUGCUUAAAUGGAAUGAAAGUCUCUGUUCUUGUUCAUCCACUACCUCCUCCUCCUACUUCAUCUCAGCACAACCAUUCUAGAUCAACCUCUGCUGCUUCUAUGCUCUUGGAAUAUUUCGGACUUAACUCUCUAUUCUUGUCUUUUGGUUUUGUUUUCUUUGGAUAUCUUUUGGUAUAG
Lathyrus sativus (Indian pea) is the source of this 507-nucleotide messenger RNA. Lineage: Eukaryota; Viridiplantae; Streptophyta; Magnoliopsida; Fabales; Fabaceae. The record is from the annotation of a GenBank genome assembly.